This is a messenger RNA of Necator americanus (New World hookworm), 1191 nucleotides long. RefSeq lists its product as uncharacterized. The coding region runs from base 1 to 1191 and encodes 396 amino acids. NCBI's taxonomy places the organism in Eukaryota, Metazoa, Nematoda, Chromadorea, Rhabditida, Ancylostomatidae. Gene Ontology annotation, cellular component: phosphorylase kinase complex. Gene Ontology annotation, molecular function: ATP binding; phosphorylase kinase activity; calmodulin binding. The transcript has 11 exons. The record is from RefSeq and is a predicted model, not a curated record. Gene Ontology annotation, biological process: glycogen biosynthetic process; protein phosphorylation.
AUGUCAUUAGGGAUUGACUCCGACUAUGAAGAUCACGACGAGCACGAAGGAGGUCAUGAAACGCCUCCACUGCCGGAAGAUCGUAGUUUCUACGCCGUCUACGAAUCUAAAGAGGUAUUGGGAAGAGGCCUGGCUUCUACUGUGCGGAAGUGUGUUGAGAAAUCCACAGGACAGUCGUUUGCUGUUAAGAUAGUGGAUGUAUCUACAGAGAAGCAGUCGGAGCACGAAGCGUGUCGCUUGAGGGAUGAGACUAUAUCAGAGGUUGAGAUUCUACGGCAAUUAUCUCAUCAUCCGUCGAUCAUUACUAUACAUGAUUUCUACUCUACUCCUUCUUUUCUAUUCGCUGUUUUUGAAAUGGCACCGAAAGGAGAGCUAUUCGACCAACUGAACAGCACUGUUACGGUUUCGGAAAAAAAGGCACGCCGUCUGAUGCGGCAACUGUUUGAUGGCGUAGCCUAUAUGCAUAGCCGAGACAUUGUGCAUCGUGACUUGAAACUCGAAAACAUUUUGUGUAUUGAUGAUGAAAGGAUCGUUAUAUCAGACUUCGGCUUUGCAACACGACUUAGGAAGAACGAAACACUUAGAGAAUUAUGUGGGACACCUGGCUAUUUGUCGCCAGAGAUAUUGAGAUGUCAGAUGUAUGAAGACGCUCCUGGAUACUCUCAUCCUGUUGAUGAAUGGGCCCUUGGAGUGAUAAUGUACACCCUGUUGGCAGGCUAUGCCCCAUUUUAUCAUCGAAGGCAGCUUAUAAUGAUGCGAAUGAUUCAAGAAGGGCGAUACGAGUUUCGAGCAGAGCAGUGGUCUACAAUCACGCAAGAAGCAAAAGACGUGAUAUCCGGUUUAUUAACAGUUCCUGUUAAACAACGGUUAACUUCGCAACAAUGUUUGGCAAUGCCUUGGAUGAAUCCCGCUGCUGAAGUCUAUAACAAACAAGACAUGAGGAAACUAUUCAAACAGGCAAUCGUGCUGGUGCGCUUCUUCUGUCGCCUUCAAAAGUACAAAUACUUGAAAACAGUUGUUGACCGUGAAUCCCUCCGGAAGCGUCCGUUUCGUGAUCGUGAUAUACGACACGAGGCUGAAUCAGCAAUGUUUUCGGUGUACGGUCACUGGGUCAAUCGCGGUUUCUACUAUUCUCGAGAUAUGCUGUUUGCCAAUCGCCCUCGUCCGAAAUACAAGAAAGUUGAGCCAUAG